AUUUCUAAAAAGAAAAGAAAAGAAAGAAAGAAAAAAAAGAACCUACAUGCAGCAAAAACAUUUAAUUGUUCUUUCUGCUAUAUUCAUGAUCUCGUAGCAUACGAUAAUUACAUGGCAAUGGCAGCAGUUCACCAUCCAUUGAUUUAUCAACCAAUGUUAGAAAUAAAAGGUUAACAACAGAAAGUAAUCCUGUUAGGUCAGAUCAGGUUAUAGGUUUUAACGUGAACAAUCAAACCAAGCUGUUGUAGCGCACCGAUAUCAUAGGCGCAGGUGUCGACAUUUUCCGGCUGCUCCGUCCAGGACAGAAAAAAAGGUUUGGAUUGGGUGGGAGAAGGGGUCGCCCGCUCUGGGCGAGAGUUUGUUUUGGUGCUAUUGAAUUUGCAAAUGUCCCGUAGGAUUAAGGCCAGUUAGAAAAUGUUGCGUACUUUCUUGAAUGUAAUUUCCAAGUAUUUCAAAAUGUUUUAUGGCCAACAUGUAGAUGCCAUUUUGAUGAUAUGACGCAUCAGUGACAAAAAUGAAACGGGAUGCAAUACCUUUUGCUGGAAACGUUUGAGGACUACAUCUGUAUCUUAACAGGGUGAUUGGUGAUGAUACAAUUGUUAUGAACGUAAUGUGUUUCGUUUUUCAUAAAUAUGUUCAUUAUUAAAGGAAUUGAUCAUAGUUCUGAGGUACACGUAACUUUGGUCAAUACCUUUAACUCCUGUUGUUUGCUAGAAUUUCAUUAUCUUAAAAAAUAAUAACAAAAAUAAAAUCUGCAAAAUACAGUAGUCGAAAAUAGUUGUUUUAAAAUAUAAUUUUUUAAGUUCCAGAUGCCAGGAAAACGCGUUUUAAGCUUUCAGAGAUUUCAAAAUUUCCGGGGAGGCAUGCCCCUGGAACCCCAUACAAAGUUUUUUUUCAGUCAACUUCAUAUCCAAAAGGCCCCGACAAAUACCUAGUCGAACCCUCCCACUCGAAAUACUGGCUAUGGGCCUGAGUAGCCUAAAUCCCACAGCAUGAAAAAGGGUGUUCCCCGUGGGACGAACUUAGUCGUUCAAUAUUCUUAUGAUCAUUAGCUUUAUUAUUGCUGGGUUACCAGAUUAUGUUUAUGUAUGUAUAAUUAUAUGUACUAGUAUACAUCAAAUGUAAGCACGGUAAUAAAGCAUUUUGUAUUGUAUUGCAGACUGGCUUUUACCCGAAUUAAACAAAAAUGCCCGAAUCUGGAUAACACAUUUAAUUAUUCCUAUUAGCAUUACUACCAAAUAGCUAUAAUAAGCUUAUUCAUAGAGUAGCCUAAGAUGUGUUUGCACGUGCAGGCCGAAAACAGUUCUGCGUGGCCAAAUAUGAUUUUAUCAGAGGCGGAUCUAGGAGGGGACCCAGGGUCCCGCUCCCCCUAAAUUUUGUAAUACAGUUAUAAUUUUAUUAUAUAUUUUCAUUUUUGUUUUACGAUCCCCCUCCAAACCUCCCCCAAAGUUCCCUUGGCAUUCCACCUCAUGUCACUGCAACCCCCCCCACCCCCCCAAAAAAAAGGAUUUUCUGUAUCAGCCACUGUUUAUGUUUCUUUGUUCAUCUAGUUUCCAAAAGUUAACAAUAAAACGUUAUAUCUUUUAACUGACAUUGUGUUAUCUUGAAUUUGUAUUUUAAAAAGUGAUGCUUUCUGUAGAAUGACCCAUAUAUAUGUUUGCAAACGAAUCACUAAGCAUUUACCUCUUAUAACCUUAGUCUUUAACCUUAGUUUUUAAUGUGUUUAUAUCAUUUUAAAAAAGAAACUAUUGUUGUAAAUGUGUUUUAUUAUUAAUUAUUGUGUGUUGUAUGUUUUUAAAUAUAAUUUGAAGCUCGGGCUAUAUAUAAUAUGUCUUUUAACCUAGGGGUUUAUUUUCUCUUUUUCUUUGUCUUUUUAAUAUAUUUUAAUAAUAAAUUGUGUAUGGAGGUGGAUGUUUUUAAUUAAAUACAUGUCCUCGAGUGUUUUUAUAUCAAGUCCAAACCGUGGUUGGGGUGGGGUAGGUCUGGGGCGUCUCGUCUCCUUUUUGGAGUCGGUUUGGUGUCGGGUUCUUCUUUUGGGGCGGGUUCUUCCCUUUGGUCUUGGCAAGAAGGCAUAUUUCUGGAUGAGUCUAGGGUAUAUUACAAACAUUUUAUAUUAAUCUUUUUGGGCACCCAGAAUUGCCCUCUUUAAUCUUUUUCAAUCUUAAUCUUUUUAAGGGCAUAUAAAUUGCGUAAUUUUUCAUUGUUUCAUUUACCUGUUUGGAAAUGCCCAGUCAAAAACAAGCGUCACACUAAAGUAAUUCAAAUUAUUUUGUAUUUAAAUACCAUAGGUUAUUUCAACGACGCAUCAAAAUCCCCCCAAUGCCAUAUUAUAAAUAUUCAAAAUUGCCCCAUUAAUAAGUAAAUUAUCUGUCCCACACUCGACCACUGGCCAUGCCAGAGAUUGGGUGUAGGAGAGACGUGCCUGAACCGUAACUGGAUAGAGGCACGUUAAUAGAGUUUACGCUACGCUACGCACUAAGCAUUUUUACAGGGAUUACAACUAAUUUUGUGGGUAGAAUGAUAGAUAUACAUGGUAAAAAAGUCUCAGGUUAGCAUAUUUCCCCCAAAUAUCUGUAUAAUGUUUGCCCGAAUUUGAGGUUUUGCUCCCUGUCUCGUACGCUUAUAUUGGUUCCUCAACUAAAUCCGCGCCUAAAUCAAACAGUAUAGAACUUUGUCAUCAAUGAAAAAUCGUUUAGUGUGAAGCAACCCCGAAUGAUUACGUGUCCCAAGAAUGUUAACCAAUGAUUUUCCCGAUUUCAUUAAGUGCGGAGUUGAUUAUACGAACACGUUUCAACAUCCGUUUUACUUUCUGACCACAUUUGACAUCGUUGGUUAUUUUCCUGAUUUUGUUUUUUUUAACGACAGGAGGUGGCAGCAUGAAGUGGUUGCUAUGUCUUGGACUGUUGUACGUAGUGUUUGUCAUUACCAGAACCAAACCCCUUACACAGAAGCAUGAGUUGGUGGAUGUGAAGGAAGGAGUCAAUGAAGAGGACUCAGAACAGAAUACCGGUUUAUUGUAUGACAGAUACUUAAAAGAGGUUGUAUCAGCACUAGAGACCGACCCAGAUUUCAAGAAAAAAUUGGAAGAGGCAAAUGUUUCAGAUAUAAAGAGUGGUGAAAUAGCCAAACAUUUAGAUCUGGUUAAUCACCAGGUGCGUACGAAGCUGGACGAAAUCAAGAGACGAGAAGUGGAGCGGCUCCUGGAACUUCGCCGUCUCCAGAUGAAACAGAUGCAGGGUACGGAAAUGUUGCAUUACAUUGCUUAUCACGCAGGUGUUGACAGAAUGCACAUACCAACCCAUCUUGAUAUCGGUAAUCCACACUCAUUUGAAAUGAAAGAUUUAGAACAACUAAUAAGAAAGACAACACAGGAUUUGGAGGAGCUUGAUAAAAUGAGAGAUGCGGAAUUUAAGCAAUAUGAAAUGGAGAAGGAGUUCGAGAAAAAACAACACUUGGCAUCGUUGACUGAGGAAGAAAGGAAGAAAGAAGAAGAACGACUUGAGGCCUUAAAAAAGAAGCACAAGGAACAUCCCAGACUGAAUCAUCCGGGCAGUAAGGAUCAGUUUGAAGAGGUUUGGCAUGAGCAGGACCGCAUUGACAAGGAUCAAGAGUUUGACCCUAAAUCAUUCUUCAUGAUGCAUGAUACUACAGGAGAUGGAGUGUGGGACAUAAACGAAGUGGAAGCUCUUCUCAAUAUUGAGCUGGGCAAGGUGUACGAUGAUCGGAACCCGUCUGAUGAGGACGAUCCCAACGAGCGGGAGCACGAGAGGAUGCGCAUGCGACAACACAUCAUGACGGAGAUGGACAAGAACCACGACGAGAUGAUAACCAGGGACGAAUUCCUCAACUACACCGGAAUACACGGCGAAAAGGAGGAAUUUAAAAAAGACGAAGGCUGGAAGUUACAGGAGGAAGGAGACGACGACAUGUUUACGGACGAAGAAUACGAAAAGUUUCUUAAACAAUAUCAUGCACAGGAAGCUCAGCCCGGAGUUGUCCAGCCACCUCAUGACCCAAAUGUUAUGAACAUGCACCAAGGAUCCAUGGGACUUCCUAUCGGUGUUGACCCCAACCUUCACUUCCAACCUCAAGGUCAGCAUCCACAAGGCAUGGAGCAGCCACAUGGUCAGCCUCAACAGCAGGCACAGUUUGGCCAACCUCUUCAUCAGCAACAGCAGCAGCAACAGCAGUUAAAUGAACACCAGCAGAUGGCACAACAGCAUGUACAGAUGGCGGAAAAUUUAGCACAGCAUGCUGCUCAAGCAGCCCAACACUUCGGUCAGGCUGGCCAACCAGUUCCGACUGGUCAACCGGUUCACCCUGGUCAGCCAGUUCAAGCUGGUCAGCCGGUUCAGUCUGGUCAACCGGUUCAGACUGGUCAACCAGUUCAGGCUGGUCAGCCAGUCCCAACUGGUCAACAGCCACCACAGGGAGUUCCAGUUCACCACCCACAGGAAAUACAUAAUCAACAACAACAACAACAGAUACAUGAGCAACAGCAACAACAGAUACAUGAGCAACAGCAACUACAUCACCAACAACAGCAAAUACUCCAGCAGCAACAACAACUACACCAGCAACAACAGCAGCAUCACGCUCAACAGCAGCAGGCUCCAGGGCAUGUAUAGUGAUCUGAUGUGAUACCAGAGUUAUCUUCCCUGAUAUAAUACAAGAGUUAUCCUCCACAUAAACCAACUCUGCAGAUUGAAUAUUGGGGAUCCAAGAGCCAGA
This is a messenger RNA of Gigantopelta aegis, 4731 nucleotides long. Its product is annotated as nucleobindin-2-like. Gene Ontology annotation, molecular function: calcium ion binding. The transcript is spliced from 12 exons. Gene Ontology annotation, cellular component: extracellular exosome; endoplasmic reticulum-Golgi intermediate compartment. The record is from RefSeq and is a predicted model, not a curated record. Lineage: Eukaryota; Metazoa; Mollusca; Gastropoda; Neomphalida; Peltospiridae. The coding region runs from base 2877 to 4628 and encodes 583 amino acids.